UACGUCACGUCAUCUGUGUCAUUCGUCUUCGUCCAUGUUGUGUAAAUACCUACGUAAAAAGUUUACUCCCAUCAACCAGAUACCAAUAAUCUAGAAAAAAAACAUUUUGAGUAUUCCGCGUAAACUUUCGAGGAAAUAUACACAGUGCAAGGCACAUCUUAACUCAAUAAGGAACAGGAAACAUCAGCGAAAUGUCUCGUCCAGGGGCCACUUACGUUAAUCCCAAUAAAUUGUUCGAGGACGAUGAUGAAAACGACGUCGACGACGAGACAUUCGUCAACAGUUUUAGAUCGAGAAUCCCACCGCCUCAACCAAGUAAGCCAGCUCCAUCCACGUAUGGAAGUCACAUAGCCGCCUUGGAACAACAAAGACAAGCUAUGUUGGAAAGACAAAGGGAAAUCGAACAACGAACCUUGGAUUCAUCAUCGCGAAGCAUAGGCUUGUUACGUGAGUCUGAACAGAUCGGUAUCGCUACCGCUGAAGAACUCAGUCGACAGCGCGAGCAACUGCAGAACACCAACAAACGGCUUGACGAGAUAAACACCAACUUAAAUUACAGUCAGAAGCAUUUGAAUGGCAUUAAGUCUGUAUUCUACGGCCUAAAGAACUACAUUUCUGGUAAAUCUGAUCAGACACCUCCUAGAAGCCAGCCUUCACCAAGUACUCGCAGUGCAGGCCCCAGCAGCAGACUGAAUGAUACAUUAGACAAUCUUACCCAAGUCAAUGGUGAAGAUCGCUUCAGGUCGCACCCCGCCACCCGCCUGCGAGAGUUAGACGCCCAGGUGGCUGCCCCAAUAACAGACAGCCAGCGUGUAAACCAAGUACUGGAUGCUAACCUAGAUGAAAUGGUACAUGCCAUAUCAAGACUGAAAGGCCUGGGAAUAGCUCUUGGAGAAGAAAUAGAACAGCAGAGUGACCUCAUUGACACCAUCCAUGACAAAGUUGAAGAGGCUGAUAUCAAGAUGGGCAAGCAAAACAAGCAGAUGAACAAAAUACUUGGUAAAUAGUCCACAUUCCUUCUAUCUUUACAAACUAUAAGUUGAACUAUGCACCAGGCUCUAAGUCAAUGGAAAAUUACAUGAGAUUAUCAUGUGAGACAUAGUGAAAGCAAUAUUGAAAGUAUUAGCAGGGCCCCAAACUUUAUACUCUCAACUGGAUCUUGUAAAAAUGUGUUGUAAACUUAACAUUGGCUUUGUUUAACAAAUCCAGGUGUACUCGCUCCUAUUUAUUGUUAAUGGAAUUCCAAAUGUAGAGGUUUUGUGACCAUAGUGCUAUUAAAGUAUGUAAGUGGAUGCAACCUGCAUCAAAAUUUGCAGUUGACUAGGUAGUUAUAAUUAAUAUUGAACAGCCUCCACAGGCAAAUCAUCUGAAUUAUUUCCUGUUAUUUGUUUAAAACAUAAAGCACUGUUAUAUUAUUUAGUAGGAAAAUAUGCUAGCAAUGUACAUUUACUAUAUUCAAUUAUUGUAAUGUAGAUUUUGUUUAAUAUCACAAACAGUGCUGUUGCUUCAUUUGUUCAUGUUGUAUAACUAAUAUAGGCAUAAAUUAAAUUGUAAUUUUAUAUUUCCUGAUACAGCAUCAAAUAAAGUUGCAAUGGUAUAGUGUUCUAAGAAGAAAUUUAGUUAUGUACAUAAUAUUUUAUAAAGUUCUUUUAUUUUUAUAGUUUUGGGUUUAUUUCUGGUGAUAAGAAUGUAAAUUAUGUAUGAAUAAACAAUUACUGUUAUCAGUCUGAAUCACGCUGAAGCCUUAUCUACCAAUUAAUUCAUACAUUUUUAUCAAAAAGCCCAGAGAAUGUGUAACACAAAUUCAUAAUCAAAUAAAUAUAUUGCAUGCAUGAAAGUAAUGUUUCUGAGUAUGUAUGGUAUAUGGAUGUCUAAUAAAAAUGUUCUAUAAAGAC
Messenger RNA from Helicoverpa zea (corn earworm), 1895 nucleotides. RefSeq names its product synaptosomal-associated protein 29 (gene Snap29). Gene Ontology annotation, biological process: exocytosis; synaptic vesicle fusion to presynaptic active zone membrane; synaptic vesicle priming. Bases 192 to 1007 code for a protein of 271 amino acids. NCBI's taxonomy places the organism in Eukaryota, Metazoa, Arthropoda, Insecta, Lepidoptera, Noctuidae. Gene Ontology annotation, cellular component: SNARE complex; plasma membrane. The transcript has a single exon. The record is from RefSeq and is a predicted model, not a curated record. Gene Ontology annotation, molecular function: syntaxin binding; SNAP receptor activity.